Molecule: messenger RNA, 1425 nt
Organism: Aspergillus campestris IBT 28561
Lineage: Eukaryota; Fungi; Ascomycota; Eurotiomycetes; Eurotiales; Aspergillaceae
Product: flavin adenine dinucleotide pyrophosphatase
Exons: 3
Coding region: 337-1209 (290 amino acids)
Source: RefSeq, a predicted model, not a curated record
AGAUGGCGUGGAGGAGAGAGGAAAAGGUGGGAUGGGGAGACAGCUUGACAUGCUGGAUAAUUGAUUCCCCACCCGUUGGCGUUCUUCUCCGCCCUCUGGCUUGUCUCAUCUUUUCCCCUCUCGUCUUUCUUCAGCAGUUGAUAAACAAAUCGCUUUCUCUGCCAUUCUCGCUAGCUUCCAGUUGGUUUUUCUCUCCUUCUACUUGGAGGCAUGUUCGCUCGGCUCGGCCAACUCUCCCGCCAUCUUUCUCGUCCGUCUUUAUCCCAGAUAUCGACUUCCCCGGCUUUUCCAUCCUCAACGUCCUCUCUGCCCCUGUCCCGCGAGCUCUCCCCGAAAAUGACAUCAUCUGCCCUCACCAACGGCCAAAAGACCAUCCACACGGCAGCAUGUUUGAUCAUUGGCGAUGAAGUACUCGGUGGGAAGACAAUCGACACAAACUCGGCCUACUUCGCCAAAUUCUGCUUCUCGCUAGGAAUCCAGCUGAAACGCAUCGAGGUCAUCGCCGACGAUGAAGGGGAAAUCAGCGAAGCCGUCCGCCGCAUGAGCAACAACUACGACUUCGUCGUCACCAGCGGCGGCAUCGGGCCAACCCACGACGACAUCACCUACGAAUCCAUCGCCAAAGCCUUCGGCCUCAAUCUCCAACUCCACCAAGAAGCCUUCGCCCGCAUGAAGAAACUCUCCCGCCCGCACCCCAUGCAGCCCCAAUUCGACUGGGACACGCCCUCCCCAAUGCUAACCGCCAAGCUGCGCAUGGUGGAACUUCCCCACGACCCCGCUGUCCCGCUCGCCGCGCAAGCCGUCUUCGUCGCCGACGACAUGUGGGUGCCCAUCGCCGUCGUCAACGGCAACGUUUACAUCCUCCCGGGCGUCCCGCGUCUCUUCGAGCGCCUCCUCGAUAACCUCAAGCCGUCGCUGCUGCCGCGGCUGUCGAACCCCGAUGGAACUGGCAUCUACCGGUAUCUGUUCAGCACGCCGCUGCCCGAGAGCGAGGUCGCGCCUUACCUGACGGAGUUGGCGGGGAGGGUUGAGGCGCGCGGCGUCAAGGUCGGGUCUUAUCCGCGGUGGGAGAAGAAGCGCAAUACGGUUACGCUCGUGGGGACUGAUAAGGAGUUCAUGGAUGGAUUGGUUGCGGAGGUGGAGCAUAACGUGAAGGGGACGAAGGUGUCGCAGGAGGAUGAGCUGGAUGUGCCUGAGGAUGGGGAGUAAGAGUGAUAUUUGCUAUAUACUGGAUGAUUAUGACUUUACCCAUAGAUCGCAAUCUGGCUUGUAGCUGGUUGGUUUGGUUUCUGCUCUUGUUUUUGUUUGUGGUUCUUUUUUUUUGAAUGUGGCAUUUUCUGUCUGCUUGGUUUUGUUCAUCACGUACAUAGAUGGGUAACUCUUCACCUAAAGCAUGUAUAUACAGUACCUAUGAUUUGUCUUGCG